Messenger RNA from Acanthosepion pharaonis, 3762 nucleotides. NCBI's taxonomy places the organism in Eukaryota, Metazoa, Mollusca, Cephalopoda, Sepiida, Sepiidae. The record is from the annotation of a GenBank genome assembly.
AUGUGCAUACGCUUACUUGCACACGAGUACACGAAGACCCCCUUCGCGGUUCCUCAUGUACCCAUAUAUGAUGUUCGUUUACAAAUCUUCUCUCGUUUGUUAAUUUCUUCUUCUUCUUCUUCUUCUUCUUCUUCGUCGUCGUCGUCGUCGUCGUCGUCGUCUGUAUUAUUCAUUCAUUCAUUUCUGUUUUUUUUAUAUAAUUCUUUCCUUCGGCUUCAUCCCUUUAUUUCUCAACUUCAUUAUUUUGCAUACUUCUCAUUCUUCUUCCAUUUCCUCCACACCUCAUUUUCUUCUUCUUCUUCUUCUUCUUCUUCUUCUUCUUGUCCUUGUCGUUGUUGUUGUUCUUCUUCUUCUUUGUCUUCUUCUUCUUCUUGCUCUUCUUGUUCUUGUUCUUGUUCUUCUUCUUCUUCUUCUUCUUUCCAUCUCUUAUCAUGUGUUCCUAUUCUUCCUCCUCUUUAUGAUUUCUUCUUCUUCUUCUUCUUCUUCUUCUUCUUCUUCUUUGUUCUCUUCCAUUUUUCUUUUCAAACUCAUCCCCUUUUCUUCAUUUUAGACUUUCCUUGCUUCUUCUUCACUUGCUAUUCUAAAAUUCCUCUUAAAACUUCCCCUAAAUUUUUUCAAAUUCAAAAUUCUCCUACUCCUCCUCCUCUUCUUUUUCUUGUUGUUGUUGUUCUUGUUCUUGUUCUUCAUCUUCUUCUUCUUCUUCUUCUACCAUUGUUCAGUUUGCCUCCUUCUUCACGACAGCUUCGAUUCCUCCGCCUUUUAUGGCUCCACUUUUUUCAUAUUUAUUUCCCUUAUUCGCAUCGUCUUCUUCUGAAUCUCCCCCUCCCAUUCCUCCACUUUUUCUUCUUCUUCUUCUUCUUCUUCUUCUUCUUCUUCUUCUUAUUAUUAUUAUUAUUAUUAUUAUUAUUAGUAGUAGUAGUAGUAGUAGUAUUAGUAGUAGUAUUUCAAAGUUAUUUUGUAAAUUGUCCGAUUUUCAUUUAUUCUUCUGCUCGUUAUCAUUCACAUGUGUAUUUUCUUCUUCUUCUUCUUCUUCUUCUUCUUCUUCUUCUUCUUCUUCUUCUUCUUCACUAUCUCCUCCUCCAUCUUUCUUCUCCAUUUUUUCUCUUUAAUAUACAUUACUUCAUUCUAUCAUCAAAUUCUCAUUCUUCUUUCUCCUCCUUUUCUUUUUUUUACCUUUUUUUCUUUGUCUUUUUCUUCUUCUACAGCGUCUUCUUCGUUCCCCUACCCUCAUCCUCCCCUUCCUUUUUUGUCUUCUUUUUCUUCUUUGAUUUCUAUUUCUCCUCCAACGAAUUUUCUUUUUUUGCUCUCCUUUUUUAUACUUUUAUUUGGUCAUCUUCUUCUGGGACUCCUUUUCUUCAUCCCAUUUUCUUCUUUUCUUUUUUCUCUGUGAAUUCUCCUUAUUUUUCUUUCCACUUGCUAUUGUCUUUCCUCUUCUUUUUCCUCCAAUAUCUUUUCUUCUCUUUCUUAUCGUUGUCUCGCACAUUUCCCAAUCUGUGCAUUUUUAUUUCACUUCUGUCUACACCCCGACAUCCCUCACAUUUAUUUUCUGUUCUUAUCCAGAUUUUAUUAUCCGGAAUCCUUUUUAAAUCUCCCACACCCUUAACCCGGUCCCCUGCUUUGAUACACGAGCCACACCCUCAAACAUUACAACUGUAUGCUAUCCUUAAGGUUUUUUUUUUUUUUGUCGGUGUGUACCUCUUUUCACUUUAUCCUACCUGCCGUGAUUUCCCCUCUCUCUGUUUUACCCCCACCCGUAAGGGCAGUACACGACCGGUGGAAUUAACACAUUCAUCAUUUCCCCACUCUCUCUCUCUCACUCUCUUUCUCACUCACUGUCUCACUUUUCUCUAUUCUCUCUCUCUCUCUCUCUCUUUAUCACUCUCUCUCUCUCUCUCUCUUUACUCUCUCUCUCCUCUCUCCCUCUCUCUCCUCACUUUCUCUCUUUUCUCUACUCUCUCUCUCUCUCUCUCCUCUCUCUUUUUUCCACUCUCUCUCUCCUCUCUCUUCUUUUCCUCUCUCUCUGUCUCACUUUUCUCUCUCUCUCUCUCUCUCUCUCUCUUUCUCCUCUCCUCUAACUUUCUUCCCCCUCUCUCUCUCACUCUCUUCUUCCUCUUUCUCUCUGUCUCUCUUCCUACUCUCUUUCUCUUUAUCACUCUCCCUCUCUCUUCUCACUCUCUGUCUCACUCUUUCUCCUCUCUCUUUCUUUCUAUCCAUUUUCUUCCUCCUCCUUCCUCUUCUGUUUUUCUUCUUUCUUUCUUUUUUCUUCUUCCAUUUCUUCUUAUUUAUUUUUAUUGUUGGCAAUACAUUUUAUCUAUCUAUCUAUCUAUCUAUCUAUCUAUCUAUCUAUCUAUCUAUCUAUCUAUCUAUCUCACAUCUAUCUAUCUCUCUAUCUCACUCUUCACAUCUAUAUAUCUUACUCUUCACGUCUAUCUAUCUAUCUAUCUAUCUAUCUAUCUAUCUAUCCAUCUAUCUAUUUAUCUAACUCUUCACAUCUAUCUAUAUAUCUAUGUUACUCUUAACACCUAUCUAGUUAUCAUACACUUAGCAGCCAACUAUCUCCCUCUUCAUAGCUAUCUUACUCUUCACCAUCUAUCUAUCUAUCUAUCUAUCUAUCUAUCUAUCUAUCUAUCUAUCUAUCUAUCUAUCUAUCUAUCUCACUCUUCACAUCUCUCUAUCUUACCCUUCACAUCUAUCUAUCUAUCUAUCUAUCUAUCUAUCUAUCUAUCUAUCUAUCUAUCUAUCUAUCUAUCUAUCUAUCUAUCUAUCUAUCUAUCUAUCUAUCUAUCUAUCUGUUUCUUCACAUCUAUCUACCUUACCCUUCACAUCUAUCUAUCUAUCUAUCUAUCUAUCUAUCUAUCUAUCUAUCUAUGUUUAUAUUCUUCUCUUUCUAUAUUUUUAUUCCGUUUUAGUUCUUCGACGAUACUUCUAUCCUUUAUUCCUGGAAUAUAUGCCCCGAGCAAUUGCAAAGUUAUUUUUAAGAUUCAAUUCUUUCAAUCCGUGCGGGAUUUCACGCAAAAUCUAACAAUUUCUCUGUUUGAUUUUUUAAACACUUUGUCGCAAGCAUUUUGCCCGUCAGCCAAACAAAACACCGUCUUAAGUAACCGGAAGGCGCGAAAUUUUCCUUUUCUCACCACCCUCAUAUCGUCAUCUGCUCACCCUCUGCGCCUUCCAACUCCCUCUUUCUUUUUCCCUUCUUGCUUUCUUUCUUUUCUUUCUUUCUUUCUUUCUUUCUUUCUUUCUUUCUUUCUUUCUUGUGACAUUCUUCUUCGUCGGUUUCUACAUUACGUGUCUCGUUCCCACUCUCUCUGUUUUCAUCGUCUUCACUCCGCCCUCUCUCUCUCUCCCACCCUCUCUCUCUCUCUCUCUCUCUCUCUCUCUAUCUAUCUAUCUAUUUUAGUUCUCUUUUACUUCUUUUUCUCUCUGGUUUUCUACCUUAUUCAUUUCCCUUCGUCGCUUUUUCUAUCUAUCUAUCUAUCUAUCUAUCUAUCUAUCUAUCUAUCUAUCUAUCUAUCUAUCUAUAUAAUCCUCUUCUUAUCUAUCUCUGUAUCUAUCUCUCUAAUCCUCUUAUCUAUCUAUCUAUCUAUCUAUCUAUCUAUCUAUCUAUCUAUCUAUCUAUAUAAUCCUCUUCAUAUCUAUCUAUAUAAUCCUCUUCAUAUCUAUCUCUAUAUCUAUCUAUCUAAUCCUCUUCAUAUCUAUCUAUCUAUCUAUCUAUCUAUCUAUCUAUCUAUAUAUAUAUAUAUCUGCACACAUACACACAAAUAA